UAAUGGAUAACUGUAUUAAUUUGGAGUUCAUUAAUGAUGACAACUGCAUUAAUAAUAUCAGUGAUGUAUUUAGCAGCGUAAAGAAUUUAAAUUAAUAAAUAGAAAGUUCACUUAUAAUAUGUUAAUGAAUUUAGUUAAAUUUUUGGUAAUAAUGAUUUUGAUAUCAUUAAUAUUUGCAUGGUUGAUGAAUGUUUAAGAGAUACCUUCUACAUUGUAAUAUUAUUUGAAGUACUUAUAAUUAUUCUAAUAAUGAUAAUAUAAUUAUUUUAUAAAUUAAUGAGAUCACUUUCUUAAGUUUGUAUCACUGAAAAUUCAGAAAAUAUUGAAAAGUUCAUCUUCAAACAGAAGAAAGUAAUCACAUUGAAAUCAGACUCACCUAUUUUAACCAAAAGACUUAGUCAAUAACCAAUUGUUAUUUUAUCAGAUUCACCUCCUAAAAAACAUAAAACUUGUAGUAGUGAAAUUCCUUUAAGUAAUGGAAAAAUGUUCUUGAAGGAUGGUAAGAUCUUGUUCUUAAAGUAAAAACUACCAAAAUUAGAGUUACCAUAAGCAAAAUGUAAAUUUGAUCCAAAAGCUGAAAUCCUUAAAUGGAUUCAAACAAAUAAAAAUAUAUCUCCAACAAAAAAGAGAGUUACCUUUAGGGCUAUUAAAGAAUCUAAUGGCUAAAAUAGAAAAUCAUUAAUCUUUUGA
Paramecium pentaurelia is the source of this 690-nucleotide messenger RNA. The record is from the annotation of a GenBank genome assembly. Lineage: Eukaryota; Ciliophora; Oligohymenophorea; Peniculida; Parameciidae.